GCAUGGAGCUGGAGAUGUGAGGAGCCGGGCUGAGACUUCAGACUGGAGCCUGGGGGAAGGUGAGGGAGUUGAAGCCGGCUUUGAGGCGAGGACGGACUCGACGAGAGGCUGAAAGCAGGUGGAGGUGCGUGCAGAGCCUCUGGCCCUCGCUCUGGGAUUACAGACGCUUGUUUGUGUGGAGAGAUGUUUUCCUGGAUGUGCUGAGCCUCUAACAGCCUUGGGACGAAGCUGUUUGGAGAACCAGAGCGAGGAACGUGCUACUUGCUGGACUUUGGCGUUGGAGAACAUCGAGGAGAACAUCCAGUCCUGCUUCAGGUGGACACACCUCACGUGGAGUCCAGGUACCAAGUUCUAAGGCUGUUUCUGGACGCUGUGCUCCAGGACGCCUUUCCUCCAAGGAUUUAAUCCCCUGAGCGACGUUCUAGCAUGAGAUCUUCUGGUGAAAUGGGCUCCACAAACUGCCUCCCAGCAGGAGAAGAUAAGCAAAAGUGAGCUGGGAUGAGAACAGAGUAGUUAUGGCUGCAGGUGCGAACGUAGGAGGUCUCUAAGGGAGACAGAAGACCACCUCUGUUAGUACCAAGACUGUGCAGGAGGUUUUCUAGAAGGUGAAGAGUUUUCUCCGCCAGCCGGUCCAAUGGAGGUGCCAGCGUUGGUGCUGAUGGUGAUGUGCUGGGUGUCCGUUUGGGCGGAUGACAGGAUGGUCUCGGACAGGCAUGCGGUCUACUGGAACAGCUCCAACUCCAGGUUCUGGCAUGGAGAAUACACCGUAGCGGUCAACAUCAACGACUACCUGGACGUUUACUGCCCGUACUACGAGAGUCCUCAGCCCCACAGCCGUAUGGAGCGCUACAUCCUCUUCAUGGUCAACCACGAUGGCUACCUGACCUGUGAGCACAGGAUGAGGGGCUUCAAACGCUGGGAGUGCAACCGGCCACAGAGCCCGGACGGGCCGCUCCGAUUCUCCGAGAAAUUCCAGCUCUUCACCCCCUUCUCCCUCGGCUUCGAGUUCCGCCCCGGACACGAGUACUACUACAUCUCCUCUCCUCAUCCGAAUCAUGCUGGAAAGCCGUGUUUGAAGCUGAAGGUUUAUGUGAAGCCUGCAAAUGGCUCAGGCUACGAGUCUCCGGAGCCCUUUCUGACCGAUAAGAGUGCCCGCGGCGCCCGGACGGCCGCUGCGGUGCUGCUGGCCUCCGUGCUGGCUCUGCUGCUGCUAACCCACCUGUAGGAUCUCCAGCUUCAGCCUGCGAGACCUCCAGCCAACAUCUCCCUCCACAAACCCUCAGGGAAGCCCUCGGGGCAGCAGGUGGCACAGUGGUAGAAGACGCCAACCAGCAACCACUGGGUCACUAGUUUGAAUCCCAGGACUGGCUUGGAUAUUCCCAGUUGGGUGACUGGUCUGUGGUUGCUGGCACCAAGAUCCCAAUUUAACUAGCCUGCUAUUGUGUCCUAGGGCAACCUUCGCUGCCCCAGGGGGCGCUGUUUUAUUUGGCGUCACAUUGGACAGCAAAAUGAAGAAUUUCCAUAGUAAAAUCGACCAGUUAAGCAAACUCUCAGCCAGUUAGCACACAGGCUAAUGCUAGCACACAGGCUAAUGCCUGCAGAGAUAUGGCACACAGACUAAUGCUAGCACAGAGGCUAAUGCUAGCAGAGAUAUGACACACAGACUAAUGCUAGCACAAAGGCUAAUGCUAGCAACAGGCCACAGAGGCUAAUGCUACCCGAGCAGCACCACACAGGCUAAUUCUAGCGCAGCUAGGCCACAUAGGCUAAUGCUAGCAAAUCUGUGCCACUGAACAGUGCUAAACAAGCCCAGAGCAAUCGACUGCUGAGCACACAGACGUUUUUGGACAGCAAAACAGCAGCUUGGACACUUGACAGAGCCUGUUGAGGAAGGCUAAUGCUAGCACACAGGCUAAUGCUAGCAGAGCUAGG
Colossoma macropomum (tambaqui) is the source of this 1932-nucleotide messenger RNA. RefSeq names its product ephrin-A2a (gene efna2a). Bases 635 to 1225 code for a protein of 196 amino acids. Gene Ontology annotation, cellular component: plasma membrane. Gene Ontology annotation, molecular function: ephrin receptor binding. Gene Ontology annotation, biological process: ephrin receptor signaling pathway; axon guidance; osteoclast differentiation. The transcript has 4 exons. The record is from RefSeq and is a predicted model, not a curated record. Lineage: Eukaryota; Metazoa; Chordata; Actinopteri; Characiformes; Serrasalmidae.